AUGGAAUGUGGGGAGAUAUGGGUGAAACAGAAAAAUGAUCUUGAUGAGAGUAGCGGCGAGCACUUGAUUGUUGUUAAUGGCAGGAAUAACAGGCGACAUCGACGAAGGCAGCUGCUCAAGCAAUAUUGGGAGGAGUGCGGGUUUGUUCGGUGGCUCAAACGCAAAUUUGCAACCAAUGACCGAGCGAAACGUGCUGAUUAUUUAUCUAGACUAAUAUUUCCAGCAAUGUUUUUGAUUUUCAAUUGCGCGUAUUGGUUACGAUAUUCACAGUAUCAAGUAUCGAAGCCGACAUGA
Gongylonema pulchrum is the source of this 294-nucleotide messenger RNA. The record is from the annotation of a GenBank genome assembly. NCBI's taxonomy places the organism in Eukaryota, Metazoa, Nematoda, Chromadorea, Rhabditida, Gongylonematidae.